Messenger RNA from Penicillium diatomitis, 1422 nucleotides. RefSeq names its product putative acyl-CoA thioester hydrolase. Gene Ontology annotation, biological process: acyl-CoA metabolic process. NCBI's taxonomy places the organism in Eukaryota, Fungi, Ascomycota, Eurotiomycetes, Eurotiales, Aspergillaceae. The annotation marks the transcript as partial. The record is from RefSeq and is a predicted model, not a curated record. The transcript has 5 exons. Gene Ontology annotation, cellular component: mitochondrion. Gene Ontology annotation, molecular function: fatty acyl-CoA hydrolase activity.
GAAAUAUACGAGAUAAGAAUGUCCAGUCUGGCAGGGAAGAGAUUCCUGGCUGCUCGGUCAAGAUCCUUGGCGCGUGCACCAGUGCCGAGCCGCACUGUAACGGCGGCCGCAGGUCGAUCUCCGAAUGUGAACACGAGGGACUUUCGUACAGCAGCAGUCCAUGCGGCUUCCAGAGAGACGUGGAUGCCCAUGCGGGUGAAGACGCCGUGGAUUGAAGCCUUGAGUCAGAGGCGUGACAGUGCACGCGCCUCUGAAGAGGGGACGCAGCCCGCACCAUCCGUCAAGCCGGACCUUACGCCUAAGAAGAUGUCGGACAGUUAUUACAGCGCGAUUCUUCCGUUGGCCCAGGACAAGUGGCUCCUGGACACAUAUCUCAAUGCUUCUGGACAUAUUCGGCUGGGCUCUCUUGUCAUGGAUCUCGACGCUCUGGCUGGUGUGAUUGCCUACAAGCACACCGGUGAAGGCGUCAGCACGGUCACUGCCGCCGUGGAUCGAAUCACGAUUGAGCAUCCUUUGAUGGAAAUUUGUGAUCUCGAGCUUAGUGGUCAGGUCACAUAUGCCACCGGUCGAUCUAGUAUGGAGGUCUCGGUGCAAGUCUGCAAAGCGCGGCCCGAGGGCCAGCCUGCCCAGCCGGAUGAUGUGUUGAUUACAUGCGCCUUCACGAUGGUUUCUCUUGAUCCAGCGACGAAAAAACCGGUGCCUGUGGCAGCGCUUACAGUCGAGACCGAUGAAGAGAUGGCCCUUUUCAAGAAGGGUGAGGCCAACUACCUUGCCAAAAAGUCUCUUCGCAAACGGAGUCUGCUUGAAAAGGCCCCUGAUGAGGAAGAGUCCAACUUGAUUCAUUCAAUGUGGGCCAAGGAGAUGUCGUAUAUCAACCCCCAAAACCCCGCAUCUCGUCCCGCCAACCAAAUCCCCAUGGCCGAUACCGUCCUCAAAUCCGCCAUGAUCAUGCAACCUCAAGACCGUAAUCGUCACAACUUCAUGAUCUUCGGCGGCUUCCUGCUCAAACAAACCUUCGAGCUCGCAUUCUGCUGCGCCGCCGCAUUCUCCCACACCCGCCCCAACUUCCUCGCCCUCGACCCAUCAACGUUUGAAAACCCCGUCCCCGUCGGAAGUGUCCUGUACCUUCGCGCCACCGUGGCGUACACCGAGCCCGAAGAGCGCGAGGGAGGAAAAGGCAAGUACACCAAGGUCCAGGUGCGCGUGGACUCCAAAGUGAGAGAUGUCGAGCACGGGACGAAAAAAUCCACGGGCAUGUUUAAUUAUACGUUUUUGGUGGAGAGGGAUAUCCAUGUCAUGCCCAAGACGUAUGGGGAGUUUAUGCUUUGGACGGAUGCGAGGCGUCGGGCGCAGAAUUCGGCGGCGAUUGUGCCGCAUAAGACGAGUACCUUGAGGAGUAUUCAGGAUAGUGUUACGGAGUGA